Molecule: messenger RNA, 2281 nt
Organism: Chelmon rostratus (copperband butterflyfish)
Lineage: Eukaryota; Metazoa; Chordata; Actinopteri; Chaetodontiformes; Chaetodontidae
Gene: ctps1a
Product: CTP synthase 1a
Exons: 19
Coding region: 218-1993 (591 amino acids)
Biological process (GO): pyrimidine nucleobase biosynthetic process; CTP biosynthetic process
Cellular component (GO): cytoophidium; cytoplasm
Molecular function (GO): CTP synthase activity; identical protein binding
Source: RefSeq, a predicted model, not a curated record
CGUGGUCCAUACACGUGUCGAGUCAGUUUGAGGAUAGAUGGGGCUGUAGGGAAGCACAAGCACAAGAAAAGGAGUUGCUAUUUGGACCGACAUUUCGACAUAAGGUCUUGUAAGCUGUGUUCGUCGUCGACAAUUUGAGAGGCAGCUUUGGCUGAAGAAUAUUUUGGGUCUGCUGUUUGAUUUUAAUAAGACAUCUGUCUGCAGACACCAGAGCACAAUGAUGAAGUACAUCCUGGUAACUGGAGGAGUCAUCUCAGGUAUUGGCAAAGGCAUCAUUGCGAGCAGCGUGGGCACAAUCCUGAAGUCGUGUGGCCUGCAUGUGACUGCCAUCAAGAUCGACCCUUACAUCAACAUAGACGCAGGCACAUUUUCACCCUAUGAACAUGGGGAAGUGUUCGUGCUGGAUGAUGGGGGUGAGGUGGACUUGGAUCUGGGAAAUUAUGAACGUUUCCUCGACAUCCGGCUGACCAGAGACAACAACCUGACCACUGGCAAGAUCUAUCAGUCGGUCAUCAACAAAGAGAGGAGGGGAGACUACCUGGGCAAGACUGUGCAGGUGGUGCCACACAUCACAGACGCCAUCCAGGAAUGGGUUGUGAAACAGGCCAAAGUGCCCGUCGAUGACGAUGUAGAACCUCAAGUUUGUGUAAUAGAGUUAGGAGGCACGGUUGGAGACAUAGAGAGCAUGCCUUUCAUCGAGGCCUUCAGGCAGUUCCAGUUCAAAGUGAAGAGAGAGAACUUCUGUAACAUUCACGUCAGUCUGAUUCCACAGCCCAGUGCAACAGGAGAGCAAAAGACCAAACCGACCCAGAACAGCGUCAGAGAGCUGAGAGGACUGGGUUUGUCCCCUGAUCUGAUCAUGUGUCGCUGCUCCACUGCCCUGGAGAACUCGGUCAAAGAAAAAAUCUCAAUGUUCUGCCACGUAGAGCCUGAACAGGUCAUCUGUGUGCACGACGUGUCGUCCAUCUACAGAGUACCGUUACUGCUGGAGAAUCAGGGCGUGGUGGGCUACCUGAGCAGGAGGCUGAAUAUGCCCAUAGAGACUCGACCCAGGAAAAUGCUGACUAAAUGGAAGGAGAUGUCUGACAGGUCCGACAGACUGUUAGAGCACUGCUCUAUAGCGCUGGUCGGGAAGUACACCAAGUUUUCUGACUCCUACGCUUCUGUCAUCAAGGCACUGGAGCACUCAGCCCUGGCUAUUAGCCAUAAAUUGGAGGUUAAGUAUAUAGACUCUGCAUAUUUGGAGCCGAGCACUCUGCAGGAGGAACCAGUGAAAUACCACGAGGCCUGGCAGAAACUGUGCAGCGCUGAUGGUAUCCUGGUUCCAGGAGGUUUUGGUGUCAGAGGAACUGAGGGAAAGAUCCAUGCCAUCAGCUGGGCGAGGAGCCAGAAAAAACCUUUCCUAGGUGUGUGUCUUGGGAUGCAGUUAGCUGUGUGUGAAUUUGCCAGGAACACGCUGGGCUGGAAAGAUGCCAACUCAACUGAAUUUGACCCCGAAACAAAGCAUCCUGUGGUGAUCGAUAUGCCAGAACACAACCCCGGGCAGAUGGGUGGAACCAUGAGACUAGGGAAGAGACGGACCAUUUUCAAGACUAACAACAGUAUAUUACGCAAACUUUAUGGAGAUACAGAGUAUGUGGAUGAAAGGCACCGACAUCGCUUUGAGGUUAACCCAGAGCUCAAGACUCACUUCGAAGAGAAGGGCUUCCGCUUCGUAGGUCAAGAUGUUGAAGGGGAAAGAAUGGAGGUCAUAGAGCUGGAUGACCAUCCAUAUUUCGUUGGAGUGCAGUACCACCCUGAGUUUACCUCUCGCCCCAUCAAGCCAUCACCCCCCUAUCUUGGUUUGUUGCUGGCCUCUGCCGGGAAGCUGCAGAGCUACUUACAGAAAGGCUGCCGCCUGUCUCCACGGGACACAUACAGCGAUCGGAGUGGCAGCAGCACCCCAGACUCUGAGAUAUCAGAGUUGAAAUUACCUUCUAUCUCAAACGAAUGACCUCGAGAUCUGGACGUGUUGGCAGGUGAACUAAGGAUUUCCUACAGCACUGACCAAGGCUCAUUUGUUCUCAAUGCAGCUGUGAAUGAAGUGUCGCAGUCCUUCAACCUACUUUACUGAAACAUUGCCUACAUUGAGGUUCAGGAAUUGUCUUUUGGUAAAAUGCAGCUCCACGAUCAGAUGUUACUCUAUUAUGGCCUUACUGUAAUUACUGUUUGCAUCUUAUUCAAACCAUGUCUUAAUUUUCCUUUAAUGAGAAUCAAAGAUUGAAUAAAGAGAUUCAAGGUA